ACUGUGCCUGUACUUAAUGGGGAUUUUGCAAAAAAUAAUUAGUAAAUUAUGUGUAUGGUCUGAGGCAGAAAAAUCCACAAGCUAAUGCAGAAUUUAAGGUGUGGUUUAUUAGUUAAAUAUUUUUAAAAGAUUUUUCACUGGAAGCACUACACAUUAUGUUGCAUGUUAUGGUCGAGUUUGUUUUUCUGGCCUAUCACAGAGAAUGUUAUGUGUGAUGAAGUGCCAUUUAUCAUUGAUUUUAAGACAUUUAUGAGACAUUCCCAUUAUAAUUGUAAAAUAUGUUUAAUUCCAGUGGCUGGGAACCAUCGUGUUUUUGUGAAGUAAUUACUAAGCUCUUAAGAGAGUGUCUGAGACUCUGCUACUCUGCUGCUCUGCUGAGAAGAAAAAGAAUGAAGAAAACAAUUCUUUGAGAAGAAUCUGCAAUUUGAAAGAUAUCAGGGACACUAGGCCCUAUUCUGCAUAGACAAUAACAGGAUAAAGCUUGAUUAAGUAAAGUAAAGCCUUCAGCCUUCUUCAAAAUUCAAAUGUACAGAAAAGCUGAAGGAAGAUGAUGUUGCAAGACAACGUUGUCAUUGCACCUUGUGGGAUCUUUCCUGCCAUGCUGCUUCCCCUGAAUUGCAUAACUGACCAGAAAGGAGGCCCAGGCUGGCAGGUGGAAAAAGCCUGAACUACAUACAAUCAUCCACUUCUCCAUUAUCUGAAUGACAUCAUUCUGACAGAAAAACAGGCCAGAUCAUCCAAAGAAUGCCCCAGGGGUCUGCUUUGUUAGGUGGUGAGUUUAGUUCUAGACAGAUGACUCAGGAAACAGAAAGUUUCUGUUUCAGUCCACAGCUCUCAUCUAGCUCCUAUUAACUUGACUUCUGGCUUUCUGGACAGCUGAUUUCCUUUGCAUGAGAAGAUGUCUCAGCUUUACCUCUUGUUUCUUCUGCUGUAUCCCGGUUCUUUUGGCUGGCACCGCAAUCCUUUCGUCUCGUGAUGCUAUGUGUUCUGUUGGCUCGCUGGGUGACCACACAGAUGGGGCAGCUCUGCUGGCUACAGGAGCUGAAACAGCACUCAAGGUUUCAUUUAUUCCACUGGAGGAUCUGCACAUAUAUAAACAAGUAAUUCAAGAAAUUAAGCUGCUGUAAGCACAGCAAUUGUCUUUCCAGCUCACUGCAGGAACACCCCUGGUGUAGUUUCAGAAAAGAAGAAAUGGUGUCAGCACUGCAGGGUUUGUCUGAGAGUCAUUUUUUCCUCCCUAUUUGGUGCAUUUCAUUUUAGUAUAAACUGAGCACACUCCAUACUUCCCCCUAGACAUUUUCUUUCUACAUUCAGCGGUAGCCCAAGAGUUGCUACCACUGAUGUGCAAAAGGAAGGGCCAGCGUUUCUGUUUCUGUCCUCACUCUCAAUGUUUCUCAGUACAUCUGUUCAACAGUUGUCGGGAAGGUUGGUAGGAUGCUCCCCAACAUGGCUUCUGGAGAGUGCCUGCCCUGCAGGGUGUCUCUUUCCUCUGAUCCUGUGAACCCAAGAUUUUCUGGGCACUGCUGGUUAGUAACUGACUGUGGUUUACAGGGGAUUGGGAAAAUUUUUUGUAGACAUCAAAGGCCAAGCAGCAUUGUAAAAAAUACUUUAAAAGCCUAAUUUUCCUCCCAGUAAGCUUAGUCAGAGCAGAAUUAGGCCAACAAUGAAUGCUUAUGAAAAUCUCAUCCACAUGCAAAUAGUUCAGGAACAGUCAGAAGCUUCCCAAGGAGAAUUAUUCUUCCCUGCCAGCAAAAGAUGCUUGGAUGUAAAGAUCACCACUGGAGCACCACUUUAAUUAGGCAUUGUUCUUGCCUCAUGAUUUCCAGCAUUUUCUUGAGAUGGCUGCUAACAAGUGGCUACUCAGGAAAGGAAGGAUUUGCUUCUCAUUGCUCUUGAAGGAUGCUAAGACACUUCCUGAAAAAUCCUUCUGGUGGUAGUGCUGAGAGGGCUGCUACCCACAAAGGAUGUGGCAAGGGAAAAGAAAUGUUUCCGUUUAUUCUUUUAUACCCUGCAGGAUACUUCCAGUAGGGGCUGGCAUUUGGGGGAGAUGAGCUAGUGAGAAGAAAGUAAAAGAUUUUGACAGUGAAUUCCUUUAGAACAUUUUAGUUACUUUCAGAAUGUUGAUCAGCAGCAAUUUUCUGAAGAUUUCUAACAGACACAGUUUUAUUCCAUGAAACAAUGAAUUAUGUGGUCUGUUUUGGUUCUGAUUUUCAGGAUGUGUCUUGUUGUUCACCAUACAUUCAAGCAGAGACAAGGGAAUGAAUGGAAGAUGUGCUGUCACUUUCAGCUAGAGCUGUGGCCUUCAGACCAACACAGAUAUCAGUUAUAGAGCAGCAACAGGCAGGAGUCAAAGCAUAUGGAGCUAUUUCUGCGGCUACAAAGAAGACAGCUGGUCAGCCACAAAUACCAUUUUCACAAGUGCAGUUCAGGUAGUCAUGUUAUGAAUUAAAAACAUAAGAAUGCAGAUAUCACAUGAGGAGCAUUCAAAUGAUAUGCUGCUGAACCACAGACAAGAGCUAUGCACUAUGGAGAAGAUUACUCCUAUAUCCAUAAUCCUCCACUAUCAGGAGUGCCCCUUGCUGCUUAAAAUAUCAAGUGCUGAGCAAUUCCUCAUACCCAAAGAGAUGUUAAUCUUAGGGGAAAGUUCCUUUGUGAAGAACUUAGCCUAGAUGUGUGCUGUUAUUUGAGCACCACAGGGCAUCCAGAAACUACCUGUGCAGCAUGAGUGUGCACAAGCAGCAGCAGUGCUGCUCCCUGGGCAAAAGGCUGGGGAGCUGGUGCAAGACUCUUCAGUCUCUCAUCUGGAACCUAUUUACAAGAAGCUGCUUCAACAAGGGACUGGGGGCUGUCCAAAGGCUCUUCGGGAAGGCCUGGAAACUGCAGAAAAGGUCACACACAGUGUAGCUGCAGACCCCCCACCUCGUGAUGCCUCAAUAUGACAGUGGUGCCUGACCUGGAGACCCAUGUCUGUGUGCCUCUGAGAGUGCCCUGGCUCCCUGGGAGGGAUGGCAAAGCCUGCUGACAGAAUGUUCAGCGAGCUGGAGGUUUGUCUGCCAGGCAGAGCUGGAGCCCCAGAGCACCACACUGUUGCUACUGCUGUGUACUGCACUAGCAAAUGUAGUCAUUCAGAAGAAUGUAAGAGCUCCCUCCGGUCAAGGGCACAGCCCACUAUUUCGUCAGAUUUCUAUGCUCAGCCCACCUUCAAAGUAAAAUAUCAGGCUGACAGGCUUGUUGUUUUCUGAAUCUCUCUUGGAACGCUUUUGUGGAAAAAAUGGCACUCAUCUCAGGCUGAAGGACAAUGGAAGCAAAGCUGCAGCCUCAAAAAAUGACAUCUUGAUCGAUUUCCAGAGUGGGCGUGAAACAGGGGAAGAACUGAGAAUGCCAUAGCAUCUCCUUGCUAUCUUUUGUUGAUCUCCUCUUUCAGUUUCACUAGAGCUGGUUUCAGGGAAGAGAAAACUGAUAUGAAUGUUUGGUUUUUGACCAGAAGAGUCAUCUCACCAAUACAUCUUUCUCAUGUUACUCCUAUGUUUCUACUUUGUCACUUAGGAAAACAUUGACUCUGUCCUGUAACCAAGGUAGUAUUUAUACAUGUACUUCAACAGUAACUGAAACCAGAGCAUGCAAACAGAUUUUUAAAGAGGACCCAGUACUUGGAAUGAGAAUAUUGCUAUCAUGAGUCAACAGGGUUAUGUUGCAGCUCCUCCAUAUUCCCAAUCCCAGCCAGGAAUAGGAGGCUUUUCUUCAGGUUUUGGACCACCUAAUUCUUCACUUCAUUAUGGGCAUUAUGGGGACCCUAACUCGUCCAGCUCAGCACCUCAGCCAGGUGUGCCAAAAUCAACUGUGCCUUUUGGAUCCUCAGCUUCUCUUGGGCCUCCACCACCUGGUACACAUCAAUUCGGCCAGACCAACUUCCAAAAUGGGCCCAGUACACCAGGGCAACAGCCACAUAGGUUUCAAGGCCCUCCACCUCCACGCAACACAAGACCUUCCUAUCCUCCCUACAGUCAUCAGUCACAACCAGCCUACCCAAAUACUACGUCCACUUCAUCUACAACACAACUUGCUAACCAGCUCAACAGCAUGCAGAUAAAUAGCUACGGUCCCGGCACUACUCCGAGCCCUCGCAUGUCUUCUGGGCAUCCAGCAUCUUUUCAGGGUCCACAACUAUCACCUCCACCAACCCAGCAGCAAGUCGCUUUACCACCUGGAUCACAGGUUCCUCCGCCAGCAAAUAAUCUUAAUGGCCUUUGUGCUCAACUAUCGUUGCCUCCUAUGGCCAGACAAGAUGGAAUCCCUGGUCCUGUCUCCCCAAAUCCUAACUUGCAGCAGCUUUCAGCACAGCCUCCAGGGCCUGGAUAUCAUCCUCAGCAAUCAAACUAUGGUCCUCAGAUGGCAGGGUCUCAACUGUCUUAUCCUGGUGCUUUUCCUGGGGGUCCAGCACAGCUCUCAGGCCCACAGCAGAAGAAGCUUGAUCCUGACUCUAUUCCAAGCCCAAUUCAAGUAAUUGAAAAUGAUAAGGCUUCUAGAGGAGGGCAGAUCUAUGCUACAAACACAAGAGGACAGGUUCCUCCUCUUGUCACCACAGACUGCGUAAUCCAAGACCAAGGCCAUGCCAGCCCUCGUUACAUCCGAUGUACUACCUACUGCUUCCCAUCGUCUUCAGAUUUGGCCAAACAGGCUCGUGUUCCACUGGCAGCUGUCAUCCAACCAUUUGCUGUUGUUCCACCAAAUGAGACACCUCUUUAUGUUGUAAACCAUGGUGAGACUGGACCAAUCCGAUGCAACCGGUGCAAAGCUUAUAUGUGUCCCUUCAUGCAGUUUAUUGAAGGUGGAAGGAGAUACCAGUGUGGAUUUUGCAAUUGUGUAAAUGAUGUCCCUCCGUUCUUCUUUCAACAUCUGGACCACAUUGGCCAGCGGGUAGACCACUAUGAAAGGCCUGAGCUAUCUCUGGGAUCUUAUGAGUAUGUUGCUACUUUGGACUAUUGCCGAAACAACAAGCCUCCAAAGCCACCAGCUUAUAUCUUCAUGAUUGAUGUAUCAUACAGAAACAUCAACAGCGGGCUAGUUAAACUCAUAUGUGAUGAACUGAAGACUCUGCUAGAUAAACUUCCAAGAGAAGAGCAAGAGGAAUCCUCAGCAAUUCAAGUUGGUUUUGUCACUUAUAACAAAGUCCUCCACUUCUUUAACGUCAAAAGCAGCUUAGCUCAGCCUCAGAUGAUGGUGGUCUCUGAUGUUGGAGAAGUUUUUGUUCCUUUGCUGGAUGGUUUCCUUGUUAACUUCCAGGAAUCACGAUCUGUUGUUAUCAACUUGUUGGAUCAGAUUCCAGAGAUGUUUGCAGACACUAAUGAGAGUGAGACCAUCUUUGCUCCUGUUAUCCAGGCUGGCAUGGAGGCACUAAAGGCUGCAGAAUGUGCUGGAAAAUUAUUUAUUUUCCAUUCUUCAUUGCCAACUGCGGAAGCACCAGGGAAGCUGAGGAACAGAGAUGACAAAAAACUACUCAAUACAGAUAAAGAAAAGACGCUCUUCCAGCCCCAGGUAAAUUCUUACGAGUCCUUAGCCAGGGAUUGUGUGGCCAAUGGCUGCUGCGUGAAUUUGUUCCUCUUCCCAAAUCAAUAUGUGGACAUAGCCUCCAUGGGUCUUGUCACUCUGUACACUGGAGGGACACUGUACAAGUACAACAAUUUCCAGCUCGAUGCCGACAGCCCACGGUUCCUAAGUGACCUCCGGAAGGACAUAGAAAAAAAGGCCGGAUUUGAUGCAAUAAUGAGGGUUCGGACAAGUACAGGCUUCAGGGCUACAGACUUCUUUGGUGCCAUUUACAUGAACAACACCACAGAUGUAGAGAUGGCAGCAGUUGACUGUGAUAAGGCAGUGACGGUAGAGUUCAAACAUGAUGACAAACUGAAUGAAGACAGUGGAGCCUUAAUUCAGUGUGCUGUCCUUUACACGUCUAUAAGUGGGCAAAGAAGACUUCGCAUACACAAUAUAGGUUUGAAUUGUAGCUCCCAGUUAGCGGAUGUCUACAAGAGCUGUGAGACAGAUGCACUUAUCAACUUCUUUGCUAAGUCAGCUUUUAAGGCCAUUCUAAGCCAACCGCUGAAGACGGUCAGGGAGAUGCUGGUGAAUCAGACAGCUCACAUGCUGGCAUGUUACAGGAAGAACUGUGCCAGCCCCUCGGCGGUAAGCCAGCUCAUUCUUCCGGAUGCAAUGAAGGUGCUGCCCGUUUACAUGAACUGCCUGUCCAAGAGCUGCGUGCUAGUUGGCAGGCCAGAAAUUCCAACCGAUGAGCGAGCUUACCACCGCCAGCUGGUCACCUCUAUGGGGGUGGCCGACACGCAGUUGUUCUUCUAUCCCCAACUUCUGCCAGUUCACAGCCUGGAUCUGAAGAGUGAUGCCAUCCCAGCUGCCGUCCGCUGCUCUGAGGAACGUCUCUCCGAAGGAGGAGCCUUCCUUCUGGCCAAUGGUCUGAGUAUGUUCCUGUGGCUGGGAGUCAGCGUACCCCCAGAGCUCAUCCAGGGGCUUUUCAAUGUGCCAUCCUUAGCACACAUCAGCACGGAGGCUACAUCACUGCCUGACCUGGACAAUCCAUAUUCUAAGAAAUUUAAGUCAGUACUGAAGCAUAUCCAGAGCCAAAAGCCCUACACUAUGAAGUUGAUGAUAGUGAAACAGCGGGAGCAACCAGAGAUGGUUUUCCGACAGUUCCUAGUAGAAGACAAGAGUAUUUAUGGAGGAGCAUCCUACGUGGAUUUCUUAUGCUGUGUUCACAAGUUGAUCUGCCAGCUGCUCAGUUAAGGGAACUCAAGUAUAAUGUAUAAGUUUCUUUUGGAUUUUGCAACAGGGACAGUCCUUGCUGCCUGAAAGCUGGCCCACAGCUCCACUGUCCCCAAGCAUCCUGCUGUGCUUUAGGGAACCUUGCCUGUGCCUUUUUUGCACAGUCUCAUUUCACACAACCUCUCACCCAGUAUUUAGCUUACUUAGAAUAGGAAGUUCUGCACUCAGGUAUUAGUCCUCUGGGAGUCCUGACUCUUUCUCUAAGUGAGUUGCCAGAUAUCAAACUGUCAAUGCUUAAGAGCAUAUGGUAUGCAGUUAUUAAAAUGUAAUUAUUCCUUUUGCUAGUCUGAAGUUGUACUAGAGCCAGGAAAGAUGCUAGAAAUCUAUACAGAAGUGGAAAAAAAAAUACAAACCUGCUUUUUCUAAGUGAGGGCAUUCAGCUGAUGGGUUUGCAGUAAUCAUGUAGUUCAAUUUGAGUACUUCAGCGUCCUUCAUGUAAAGCUAAACCCUAAAAAAUAAUGCCCUUUUUUUGUAGAAGGAACAAGUAUUACUUUCUCCAGAAAGAGAGCUCUGGGUAACCUUCCGCAGUUGGGCUUAGCCAGGACCCAAAAAUGCCUCUGUUUAUAACUGGAUUUGAGUAAGUUUAACAACAACGGCCCACAGGAAGAACAGGAUCAAACAAUCCUUUUGCUAAGUUUGGCAGAUAAUGCUACACUAACAUGGUAUAAUUCUCUAGUCUUAAGGGCAACAAUUAAUUUAGCAUACUAUUUAAUUAUAUUUUCAAAAUUGAACAUGUUAGGUUUUAUUUUGUAUAUUGCUAACUGGAAUAUUCCUAAUAGAGCUUAGAUAAGCGCCUGUCCCUCAGAAUUUCAGUGGCGGGUCAACUCUAAGACAGUUGACACAUUAACCAAAGGUUACUUGUGGUGCUAUAAAAAGAAAGCCUCUGGUUUAAUACCAGUUCUGUUACAGCAACCUCCACUCACAUGAUCGAUGCAUUCAAAAGUCACCGCUUUGAAAACUAAGCCUCUGCUAAUACCAGUAUUUAAGGUAGAACUUAGAAAGCCAGAGUCUUGGGAAGAGCUGUUUACCUCAGAUACUUCAUCAGUCUAUCUGUAUCUUUGGGACCAAUGCCUCUAUAUGAGAGGCUUCAACUCUGCCAGACUUGAGAAGCUACAGCUGCAAAAAUCAGUAUUUCAAAGAAAACAAAAAAUCCUCAAAAGUAAGGCCUAGAUUUGGGCCUCAAAAAAAAAAACCAAAAAGUGCCUUUCAACAUGUUAGUGUUGCUACUUAGGGUUAAUCAUCUUAAUAUCCAAUGAGCAGUCAAGAUGCACAUUUUUUGAUUUGACAGCUUAUCAAAAUGGAUGUAUUCUUGUGCAUUGACUGCACACUCUUAAAGUAAGUGGCUGUAUUACAAAGGGAUCCUUGGACUGAACUCAGCUGCCAAGGCAAGCACUUUUUAGCUGAAGAUGUUACCCUGUAAAACCUAUCUGUUGCCAUUCCAAAUCAGUGUACUUUGUAAAAUGACACCAGCAACUCUGUGUGUAAAGAAAUAAGCAAUUAUUAAAUAUCAUCAUCGUGUGGGCAUUUAUUAUUUCAGAUACUAAGUUAGGUUUUUUAUGCUAUCAGCUUCUGCCAAAAGGUGCUGCUGAGCACAGAAGACCUCAGAUCAAAUAACUGCAAUGUCAGGCAAAAGCAGAUAGGGCAUCACAGCAAUCUGUCCCUGGAUUGUGCAGUCAUUUGCUGUUCUCUAGUAAGUAGAAGAUUUUACACAUACAUUUUCUGAGAUGUUAGGUAAAGUGAAGUGGCAUCUGUCUGUUUUCUCCCAGGUGUGAGGUCUUCUGUGUUCAAUCAUAAGUCUUGCGCUAUUUUUGUACACUUUUUUCCCAGGGCACAUUUCUACCAGUUUCCAUUUCCGUAUUUCAUUUUUUUGUGGAAGGUCUCGCAUUUUCAGCUGUUACCUGGAAAUCUGUGGUGCUUGAAGUGACCACCCCUUAGGUUUGAAGUUUGGGACAGACUGCUGCUGUCAGAUAGCAGUUUGCCACCGGUGUGUUUUGUGUAGCCUGCCUUUUUUUUUCACUUUUGUAGUGCUGUGGUGUUUUGCUGCCACCUAAUAGAUUGGUAUGGCAAAUGGCACUGGGUAUAAUCUCUGUCAAAAAACGGAGUAUUAAAAAAAACUACUGAGC
Messenger RNA from Strigops habroptila (Kakapo), 8954 nucleotides. It is a transcript of the gene SEC24D, whose product is annotated as SEC24 homolog D, COPII coat complex component. Lineage: Eukaryota; Metazoa; Chordata; Aves; Psittaciformes; Psittacidae. The transcript is spliced from 36 exons. Gene Ontology annotation, cellular component: COPII vesicle coat; endoplasmic reticulum exit site. The coding region runs from base 3673 to 6792 and encodes 1039 amino acids. The record is from RefSeq and is a predicted model, not a curated record. Gene Ontology annotation, molecular function: SNARE binding; zinc ion binding. Gene Ontology annotation, biological process: intracellular protein transport; COPII-coated vesicle cargo loading; endoplasmic reticulum to Golgi vesicle-mediated transport.